Messenger RNA from Papilio xuthus (Asian swallowtail), 1922 nucleotides. RefSeq names its product nuclear receptor coactivator protein neosin (gene Neos). Gene Ontology annotation, molecular function: RNA binding. NCBI's taxonomy places the organism in Eukaryota, Metazoa, Arthropoda, Insecta, Lepidoptera, Papilionidae. The transcript has 9 exons. The record is from RefSeq and is a predicted model, not a curated record. The coding region runs from base 285 to 1688 and encodes 467 amino acids.
AUGUUGAGGGAACAGCAAUUUCAUUAAAAAUAAAUUUUCCUUGCCGCAACAUCGUAAUUGUUUGUUAUGGUUGAAUUUCAUAAUAUUUUAUUAUAAUCGCCGACUGGAUUAGGCUAAUAUUAGCUCUUGAUCAAGUUCUGUCAAGCAAGUGUCAGUCAAGUCAAUGUCAAAUUGUCAAACACAAACAUCAAGCACAAGCAUUAAUUAAGAUUGUAUUUAAAUUGAAGUUUUUAAUACUGUUUGCCAUUUGCUAUAGCUAAAUCGUGAAAUUGAAAAGCAUCAAAAUGUCUAUUCAAGAUAAAUUAACCGUGGACAAGUUAGCUAUGAAGAAUCGAGCUACAGCUCAUCUUCGAAUUUAUGUAGGUGGGAUAACAGAGAGAGCUACGUUAGAAGAAUUAUAUGAGCAUUUUUCACCAUUUGGACAAAUUACUGGACUAAUUUUUAAUAGAUCAUUUGGAUUUGUGCAAUUUGAAAACGAAGCCAGUGCUCAAGAAGCUAUUGCUAAGGGAGAUGGAAGUAUAUUUCAAGGAAAAUCUCUUUGUGUGAGAGCAGCAUUGGCUGAUAGACAAAAACGGGAUACAGACUAUACUCCAGCCUCAAAUAUAAAUAUGGAAGCAGCAUCUUCAAAUGACAAUUAUGCUUCUAAUGAUGGAAGUGAUGAGCAAUCCAAUAGCAAUAACUAUGGCAACUAUGGAGACCAGAGACAGUCAAAUACAGAUUACAGAGAGGAAGAGACAGAUGAAGGUUACGGGAAAGGUUAUGGAGAAGGUUAUGAGGCGAAUGAAUCACGUGAGCAACGUGAGGUACGUGAACAUCGUGAGCCACGCGAGUCCCGUGAGCCGAGAGGAGGUAUGCGUGGUCGAGGGGGACCACGGGGGAGGGGCAGAGCACGCGGUGGAGCCCCCAAUUACCGGGACCGCACACCUGUUAAUCCUAGAGGUAGUGAGUGGCCAGAAAGAGGCAGCUUUGAGAGAUAUCCGUCAUCAGAUUAUAACAGGACUUUACCAAUCACAGAACGGAAUGACUGCGAAAUUAUCGUAGUCUCGAAAGCCCUUACAGAAUAUGCUGAAUACAUAGAAAGUAGACUGAAACGUCUAGGCAUUGUAGUGGAUCUGCUAUUUCCUAUGGAGGAUGUACCGAUCGGUAAAGUGUUGGGCAACAUCGCGUCACGCGGCUGUCUCUACGCUAUUCUGGUGAUGCCACAGAAUGAGGAAAACAAAUCUUUGACAUUAACAUUCUUACAUGGAUUACCACAAGAACAUCGCAAUAUGCCGCUGGAGGAUGCACUGCAGCUGUUAUCGCGGAACUUCCAGGAGGUGCAGCAGGGAGGGUCUUCUGGACGCGAGGCGGUGUACGCACUGCUGGGUCAGCUCGCUGACGGCCGCUCGCUCACAGUACUGCAGUACGACAAGGUUAUUGAGUACCUUCAGGACCGUAAGGAGCAUCAGAUCAAAAUCGAAUUGGGCGAACCGAUGAGUACAACGACCAGUAGCAAAGCACAAAAUGAGUUACAACAGAGGAUUUUAAGCAUACUAAAUGAGAAGAAAGCUUUGCCACCAAAAGAUUCUUCUCCUGUGCCUGCCCCCGCGCCCGCAGUCCCCCCUUCCUCACAAGAUGUACAGAAUAAAUUCCUAAAUGACCCAACACUGCGGAAAGCUUUGAAUUCUAUAUUGCAAAAAUAUUCCUAGUUAUAAGUGACUAGUAUUUAAGUGUGUAUCUUUUACUAUAAAAAAACUUUUAAGACAUUCUAUUUCAUAUAAUGUACGUAAGUACAAUGAUACAAAAUUUAAAACUACGUUUUUUGAGUUUUAUUUCAUACAUUCUCUUAAUUGGAGCUGGCUUUUAAAAGAAAGGAAAUCAAUAAAUUCGUAAUUAAACUUAUUCCUUUUUAAUAAAAUAAUGCAAGCAAUAUGAUUCAGCUU